UCCUCAGCGACAGGGGCAGAGACCCUCCGCCUUGGGGGGGGGGGAUCGGCUCUUAGCAGCUCUCUAGCUCCGGGGGGCUUCGUGUGGGAAGCGGAGAGCUUUCCUACAGGGGUCCCUGAGAGCUGUCGGGGGUGGGGGGGGGGGGUUGUGGGGACCCCCAGUAGCCUGCGUGGGUGUGCGGGAGGAAGGCCCGCUGUGGUAGGUGGCAGGUUGGGUCUCUGGUGGUGUGGGGAUGGCUCGGCGUGGCUCAGAGGCCGUCCGUUCCAUGUGGGCAGCGAUCCCGAUGGCUGCGGGGAAAGCUCAGGGAUCCUAACAGGCAGGUGGGCAGUUGAGAGAGACCCCCCGGCUACCGAGAGACCUCGGCUCGGGUCUCAGAGAUCCCUUCACUGGAUCCGCCAGCUUUAUUUUUGGCAUCCCAGAUUCGCCAGCCGUACAGCCAGGCCGCCGACCGCGAGGGACUGCUGGGGCCAAGGGCGGACCUCGACGCGUGAUGCUCUCCCAGCAGCCGUGGUGGAGGGACGAGGACUUCAGCUCGGGACGCCCAGGGGCCAGCCGUGCUCCAGCACACUCAGCAGCAAAGACCAAUACCUGAAGAGCAGGCUGCGAAGGAACCUGGUAUUAAACAGGGGAAUGAAGUGGGAAGAAGGUGUUUUCUCAUCCUGUGGUGGCUGUCCACAUGAAGCUCUCCUGAGCCCCUUAACUUGAGCAAGAAGAGUUAAACAGCUGUGGCAGGGCAGCCUGGGGAGGGCUGCUGGUGAACCCUGGCAGCUGACUUGCACGCUUGGUCUCUGCUCCGUUCUCUGAAGCAUCUCAGAAAUUUCCUUGGCUCCUCUCCUAACCAGCUCCACGUGGAGACCCGGGGUGGAAGAGAGACUGCCAGGACUGCCCUGCAGCCUGGUGUGGGUCAUGGGUUUUGCACCCGUGCCACUGAUGUCAGAAUAAUGUGAGACUGGACUGAACCAGGCAUGACAAACCCCAGGAGUUUGCACAAACCCCUCUCCCAUUUGGUGUAGCUGAAACCUCGAAUGGCAGAGAGAUGGGGCAGGCACAUCAUUUGGCAUGGUCUGAAUUGUGACUCUCCCGUGCCUGUAGCUGGUAACAGCCAUGUCAGCCCAAAAGGACAGAUGGGUUUCUUCCUUCUUUUUCCUGCUUUUCUGUGCUUCCUCCAUCCCAACACGGGGAAGUGUGAGGCUGCUGCAGGAGCUGAGCCCGCAGGAGUAUUUCAGUAGCCUGCAAGCCGGCAGAGCAUCCCUGAGUUAUUUCAGCCAUAAUGUUUCUCCUCGUGCCCAGCCCUUCUUGGAGCAGAUUGAGAACUCGGCCGAGGCCCUCCAGGACUAUGGCAUUUCAGUGGUGAAGGUGAAUUGUCCCAAAGAGGAUGUCUCAAGAUACUGUGUAAAAGAAAAUGCAUUAAGGAAAGCCUACCUGUUCAGAGGUAACGUGCUGAUCAGAGAGUUCCCCACUGAUGCCUUGUUUGACGUGAACUCCAUUGUUGCUAACGUUUUGUUUGCCCUGCUCUUUAACGAAGUUAAAUAUGUUGAAACACUGGCAGAUCUUCAGAACAUUGAAAAUGCAUUGAAAGGGAGGUCGAACAUGGUCUUUGCCUAUGUACCAGCUACUGGGACAGCAGAGCACAGAGCUGUGAUGGAGGCAGCUUUUGUCUAUGGGACUGUCCACCAGUUUGUUCUGACAACUGAGGCAACGCUGUUGAAAGACACCAGCAAUGAUGAGCCUGAUGUGUCUUCUGCCCGGCUGUUGUUCUGCCACUGCCAGCGGACCACGGACCUGGCGCAGCCCUGCAGGAGGACGGCCAUGGAGCAGGCUCUGACGAUGCUCAACAUCCACAGGCACCUCAAGCUCAUGGGGGCUCCUCUGGUGACAGAGGUCACUGAAGACCCAGAGAAGGUUUCCACCGUUCACUUACAGCUUGGGCUACCACUUGUGUUCAUCCUCAGCCAGAAAGAGACCUAUGAGGCUGACAGGAGGACAGCAGAGUUUGUGGCCUGGCAGCUCUUGGGAAAAGCAGGAGUUGCCCUUUUGUCCAGGGACCUCGUAGAUUUGAACGUUCUGCUCCGGUCAAACGUUGCUCUCAAGACACCAGAUGAGGGAGUGCCAAUCAAAUACCUGGUCUUGGAAGACACUGAUGAAGUUAUAACCCUGGUGGAAAAUAAGAGCAAGGUCGAACAAAUCCAGGAGGAUGAGGAGGAGGAGGAGGAAGAUGAGGGUGAAAAAGAGAAUAACAAUCAAGACAUUCAGGAUGAUCAGGUGGUGGAAGCAGUUUCCAGGGACAAGAAGCGAGAGCUGCCCCUGGAGCAGAUCCGUGCCCUGACGGAGGAGACCUUCCACUCUGCCCUCUUGGAGACUGCCCGGACAGUGGUGCUGUUUUAUGCCAGCUGGGAGGCAGUGUCCCUGGCAGUGCUGCGGUCUUACACCGAGGUGGCCGAUCACCUGAAAGGAACUCGAGGGGUUUUGCUGUCUCGAAUAAACUGCUGGGACUGGCCUGGCAUUUGCACAAAGGAGAAUGUCACUCAGUUUCCUGCCAUCAAGAUUUACAAGAAGGGAGAGCGAUCAGUCAUGUACGAUGGCAUGUGGGGAACCGAAGAACUGACCAGCUUCAUCAUGCUGAGCCGAGUUUCCUGCCCUCUGAAGCUGGCCACAAUUGAGGAAGCUGAAGGAUACUUAAGAGGAGAGUUUCCGUCUGAGCUGUCAUCCUAUCACCACACUUCGCUUCUAGGAGUAUUUAGCACAGCCACGAGUGAAGCCAGGGAAGCUUUCGAAGAGGCAGGAAACAUCUUAGGCGGCCAUGUAACAAUGGGGAUGUAUUUCGAAGAUGAUGCCUUGGCUUUAUCCCGUAAAUAUGCAGUGUCUCCCCCAGCCCUCCUCCUUGCCAGGAGCGGAGGUCGGAGCGUGGAAGGCAUCGCUUUGUCCAAACAGAGCAUGCAGGACAUGGUGCAGAUGAUCAGAUAUGAAUUGCUGGACAUUUUUCCAGAAAUCACCGUGCAAAAUCUGCCCCGCUACUUGCAACUCAGAAAGCCCUUCCUCAUCUUAUUCAGCGAUGGUGACAUUGGUCAAAUGGAAAGCAAGGAAAUGCUGAAGCUGGCAAAAGGAAGACCCCAGCAAGCGUUUGUGGCUUGCUGGUUGAACUUGAGGAAGACUCCAGUGGGACGCGGGGUCCUGAAGGCGUACUUUGCCACCAUGCCUUCGCUGCCUGUUCUCAUCUGGGUGAAGCUUCAUGCCGGGGGUCAGGUAUUCAAGUUCCCAUCAGAGCAGUCCAUCACUGAAAUGAACAUCUUGUCUUGGCUGGAGAAGCUAAAAGCAGGACUGGAGAUUCCCAGCAGUACCUUGUCUGAGGAGGACUGGAAACCCCCUCUCCCUGCUUAUGACUUCCUUCAGAUGAUGGAGACUGCCGUGCCCAAGCUCCCCCUCCACACCUCCCACCGCCGUGGGGACACACCGGCGCGGCGCCCGCCCGAAAAUCCAGGAGGGGACAUCACGGUCCAGGAGGAGCCGUCCCAGGACACCAAGGCAGAGAAAGUCGUGUCCCCCGGGAGGGACCUUCGGGGGACAGUCCCGAGGCUGGCAGCAAGGGAGAAGCAGAGCAAGAGACACAGCGAGCUCUGAGAGCUGGGCAUGCCCCUGCUGGGGGCAGUGAAAGAUGUGGGACGGUGCCCAGAAAACCUUCUCACUUUCCCAGCCCAACGUGAGCCUUUACAGCAAGGAGUGAAGUGCUUUUAGCAGUAAAUUUAUGGUGAAGGGAUAAAACAGCCCCUAAGUCUCAGUGUGAGCUCCCUGCUGCAGUGUGCUGGUCAUUCUGCAGUGGCUGUGAUUUCUGAUGCCAGAAACGUGUCCGUACACCCCACACCUUGGCCCCCCCAGCUGCUCCUAGGAUUGCAUUGCACAGCAAGCAGCAAGAGCAGAUCUGCAGGGAGGUUGCUGCGAGGAAGCUCAGCCCACCCCAUAGCUGGGGGAGAGAUGGUGUAGGCUCACCACGUGCUGGAAGCUCGCCUGUGCAACAAGCUAUACUGGAAAAGUCAGUGCAGCCCUGGUCUAUAGUUUCUGUAUGUCUCACACAGGCACUUUGGUUACCCCUGAGCAAGAAGGCGUGAGUGAUUCCAGGACAAAGCAUUUUCUGUCCCCAUGGUUGCAGUAGCUGCUCUACUGAUGCGUGUCGGCAAGCCCUGCUCUCAAAAAGUGAUUAUAUCUGCACUGUACCCAUGUGGAGCUGGGAGGGCAAGCGUGCCACCCACUCCAGGGCUGCUUAAACUGGCACCCACUUGUGUUUACACCUGACUCGUGAACUGAAUUCAUGAGCGUGUUCAUCCUCGGGACUAAGAGGAAUAUCUGGUUAAAGCAGUUUUAUUACAAAGGCCAGAGCUCAGGUCAUCACAACAGCCGUGAAUAGCUGGGACAAAAAUCUGCCAGAAAAUCCCAAGGGCAGGCAGGUCGGAAGGUGGCUUUGCUCAAUGCUGGCAUUUUCUUGGGUACAAGCCUGGGGGGUUAUUUUCAGCCUCGAUUUUUCUUUGCUGUCGGUGACAGCAGCAAGGUUGGUACCUCCUGAGCUGGGGACGGUGCAGGGAGUGAGGUCUGCAGAAAGCCCAGCGCUUUGGAAACGAGGGGAGGGAGAUGAAGGGCAAGGCCGGCAGUGCUGGAGACAGACCCUUCUGAGGUGGGAUGGAGCUGCUUCACAUCCAUAGCUAGAUGGGGAGACGCAGGACCUGGGGAAGUGGCUUUCCAGCCUCUGCCCAUCUCCUGGGGACAGCAAAAAGUCUGUUGUUCCUGGGUGGAGGACCUGAGCCUGCAGGCCAGCGUGGGAUGUGGGCUGGGGAGGGCCGUGUGUUUGGAGGGAAGCUUUGUCUAAUCCCACCCAUGCCAUGAUCAUCUUCCCACCCCCUUCAAUAAGCAUCUGCUCCCUUCCACAGCACCGCUGAGAGGUGCCAGAAGGGUUGGAUCCUCCUCCUCCUCCUCCUUAUGGCUCUGAAGUUACUGGGGAGGGGAAAAAUUGACGGUAAGGAACUGCCGAGAGCAUUGUAAAGUCUGCAUUGCUUGUCCUGUAAGCAGCCCACAUGGUUGGGAGUAUUUUGAGAUGUCCAGAAAUAGACCAUUAGUCCUGGGCUCUCCUUGAAGCCCUUAAUUGAAACAGACCAUUUUUGGACUUAAUGACAGGCUUAGAGCCAAAAUGUAUGUAUUUAAAGUAAUAAAAUGUAGCAUGCAGAUCGGAGGCUGCCAUGCAGCUGAGCAUUCCCAAGGGAAGGAGUAGGUCAGGGCGCGAACAGAUCCUCCAUGAGUUCCCGUCAUUCCUCUUCUGUAUAAGGUCGUUACACUGCUGGGCUCUACGAGCUGUACGUUGGUCGUUUCCCACCCUGUCCUUAAUGACGCCACUGCUGCCGUUACAGCAUCGCUCUCCCACUUGGUGCAGGUGAAGUGCGAUAAUUGGGCUUGUCAUUGAUGUCUUAAAUAAAUUCUAUCUCAAGUACAGUCAA
Messenger RNA from Harpia harpyja (harpy eagle), 5477 nucleotides. RefSeq names its product thioredoxin domain containing 16 (gene TXNDC16). NCBI's taxonomy places the organism in Eukaryota, Metazoa, Chordata, Aves, Accipitriformes, Accipitridae. The coding region runs from base 1105 to 3618 and encodes 837 amino acids. The record is from RefSeq and is a predicted model, not a curated record. The transcript has 21 exons.